This is a messenger RNA of Trypanosoma grayi, 855 nucleotides long. RefSeq names its product putative actin-like protein. The record is from RefSeq and is a predicted model, not a curated record. Bases 1 to 855 code for a protein of 284 amino acids. The transcript has a single exon. Lineage: Eukaryota; Euglenozoa; Kinetoplastea; Trypanosomatida; Trypanosomatidae.
AUGCAGGAGGCGACGACACGCACGCUGGGACCAAGCCCCGCCUGCUGUCAAGAUGUACUGAGCCGUCUCUCGCAACGUCUCGCCCGAGUUCUCGAGGAGGUUGAUAGGUAUCACCACCACCACCAGCAGCAGGAGCAGCAACAACGCCGUGGCGAGGAGGGGAAUGCCACUGCUCUUGGGAACGGAUCGGCGGUUUUGUCGCGGCCGCCGCUGCAGGUGCGCCACCGCGUGGAUGCGCUGCGUGCGUCCCUGCGUGAGCGGAAGACGCUCAACGAGUCGGUGGACGCUGUGAACACAUUGAUGGAGCAGCUGGCGACGGAGUCUCUCAUUGAUCUGCGCAGCACUUCUGAGACAUGUGUGCGUCGUGCUGCUGACGCCGGCGAUUCGUGUAACCGUGAUGUGGCCAACGAUGUCUGCACACACAACAGCCACAGGAACAGCAGCGAUGCAUCGAUUGCAGACGAAGGUGGCGCACAGCAACAAGAGUUGACGGCCCGCCGCCUAGUUUGGUUGCGCCAGCAGUCGCACCGCCACAGAGAUGAGUUCCGCGAGCUGCGCCAACGCGCGUCAAGGGCGUAUGAAACGCUUCGCCCGCUCAUCGACGGUACUGCAGAUGUGUGUGCUGGCGUGUUCUCUGCGUGCGCUGACGACAGCAGCGACCCCUCUGAGCUGCACGCACUCUGCCGCAGCAACGGGGUGCGUGCACGGCGUCUGCAGGAGCGGCUGGCACGGGUGCUGGAUACAUACCGGCGGGUAGUUGCGCGCAGCAACCUUGAAAUGUGUCGGUUGGAUUUGGAGGUGCAGGCGUUGGAGCAGCAGUCGCUACAGCCGGAGGACAUGUUGCUGCAGCGGUGA